GGCGACUAGUGACGUCGGAGCAUUGGUGGAGGCAAUGCGAAUAGCGAAUGUGAAGACGCACACAAUUCGACCGGGCCUCAGCGAGGAGCAGCUGGAGACGGCACUCCGGGGCCUGGAGGCCUACACGGCUUUGGAGGAGCUUGUGCUGUCAGUGCCUCCUGACUCGACGGGACGAUGGCUGAGGCUCCUGCCGCCGUCAUUGCGAACGCUCUACGCCUUCGGACCGGGGGUGACGGGGGAGCCGCUGACACUGGGGGCGGGAAGACAACCCGACCAUGGGCUGACGGUCGUCAUAAAGCAGGCGGGAGAUGACGUCAUCAACCAGCUGGCCAAGGAGCUGGGACCACGGGUUACCGGGCUGAAUAUGUUCAACUGCCCGCGUGUCACUGCCGGGGCCUUACAGAGGCUGCUGUCCGCCCUCACCGGCCUGGAGGACGUCACACUUGACGGCACUCUGUCCGGCGCCAUCACUGACGCCUCACUGGCCGCCCUCCACGGCUGCUCCCAGCUGAAUACAAUACAGCUGGGAACGCCCAGUGUACUCUGUACGGAUGUACCGGUCACAGCGGUCAGCAGACUGGUGGUUGCCUGUCGGAGACUGAAGAAGCUGCUCUUUUACGCAACAGGGGAGGAGCUCAGUCAGACGGUCCUGGACGCCCUGGUCCGGGCAGACCUGGGGAAAAGCGAUGACGGCACACCGAGGACACUGGAGUUCCAGGUCCUAACAGCCGUUUAUGACAAACUGAGCAAACCGUCUAAUACCGGCAACAUCAAGGUUGUGAGGGACCCCAAAUACUAGAUGGGAUUAUCACUUAUAACGACUCGCCGACACCUACAGCGGUAUCAGCGGUGAUCAUUCUCGGCUUGUUCACCCUUGGAUUGGAAGGAUCCGAGAAUAUGACGGACAAAUGGGGCGACAGUCGGCCGGGCUUCAUCACCAACUGGGAGCUGGUGAAGCUGCGCUCCCUCAGCACCGGGUGGACACGGUGGGGUCGAACAUAAUGCCGGCUUGUUCUUACUAUGCUGCUUUUGCUUAUAUGUUUUCUGUAUCAUAUAUGAUGAGAAACAAUUACGUAAUAGUUCGGUGAAAAUCAUUCAAAUGAUGUGAGCAAUUGUAGAGAUUGUGUGACUUAGGGAAUAAAACUAUGGAUAAGAUGCACAGUUAGAUGAUCGUCAAUGUUGCUUUAUCCAGUCCCGGCUUGUCGAAAUAUAUCAGCAACCUAAUUAUGGUACAUACCGAGUUUAUAGAAUAGGUACACUUUUCCAAGGCGUUGGUAUAAGACAUUGCUAUACAAUCCGCUAGGACAGACUGAUCUAACAAAUUGUCAGAGUACCCUGCUCUACGGAAUCGUUAGAAUGAACGCACCAUAUGUCCUUUACCUUUCGAACGACGCCUGUGAAAACUGAAGAGUUAUUAGUGCGCUCAGUGUCUCGUAUCGAUACACGGUGCGGCGGUGUCAACAAACCCGACCGAGGGAGGACUGCCAAGUUUGAGGGCCACCGAACCACCUGACCUGGGGAUGGGUGACGAUAGCGGGGGGAAGGGGGCGUGGCGAGUUUAGCCGGCGGUUCACCGCCCCUCACAUUUACCGGGUAUCGGUACUUUUGUGAGAGACUGUACAUUCACAUGGUUUGUGCUGUGGAAAUUUGCUGUUUGGUGUAAAUUUGAUAAAAACUGGUUGACGUGAGAAACAAAUGUAAUGAAACUGUUUGACGUGAGAAACAAGUGUAAUUAAUUGCUAAGUGCCGAUGUUAUGUACGGCUUUAGGGAUAAGGGAUAGGUAAGUGGCUUUUUCCCACAUUGUCUACAAAUGUGUGAAUGAUGUAUGAGCGCGAAAGUAUGCAAACGAGACAUACUUUUAGGACAGCUGUAUCGGAGAAAGGCAAAUGAGCUACGCGUUUUUUUUUUUUUUGUUUUUUUUUGCUUUCUUACAUGACAAGAGUUCUAUACUUCACUCACAUGAGAAUGCUUUUGCUGCUUGUGAUUGCUCGCAAUAAAUGCAUGCAAGUUA
Molecule: messenger RNA, 2012 nt
Organism: Amphibalanus amphitrite
Lineage: Eukaryota; Metazoa; Arthropoda; Thecostraca; Balanomorpha; Balanidae
Exons: 6
Coding region: 35-799 (254 amino acids)
Source: RefSeq, a predicted model, not a curated record